AUUAAAACCGUUUCAGAUCAAUGGACCACUUCCACAUGCACGUGUAUUGAUCAACCUAAGUAGAGGUUCUUUGUGGUCUCCCUUUUUCCUUUCUCUUCUCUCCCCCCCCUCCUUCCGACCAUCGAUCUCUCUCUCUCAGACACACACACACACCAGUGGGACAUUUACACCCACAGAAUGGCUGAUGUUCGCGCCCUUCUCGCUGCCGAGCGGCAAUCUCGCCGCAUCACACACCCACAUCUCACGUACACAAAGUCCGGCAUGUUGAUAUGUUCGAUAUGUAACAUGAAUGUCAAGUCCGAGGCAUUGUGGGAAGGACACCUCAAGUCUGCGAACCACCGAAAAAACGCACACGCCCACGCUCAAGCGCAGGCACAGACGGCGUCGUCCCAAGGGCAAGAGAAGAGUAGUGGUACAAAAGGAACGAAACGAAAAAUCGAAGAUGUGGACGACGAGCCACAAGAUGAACGAGACGAUGCCGAGGUCGAGACCAGGAAAAAGGCCAAAUCAAGGCCGGAAAGUCUAGUUUCAGAACCUACCAGUUCGACUGCGACUGCGACUGUGACCUCCACAAACGGAACUGUCCAGAAGAAAUCUACGACCAAAGAGGUGACGACGAAGCCUGAAGAGUUGCAACAAUUACGACAACCUGAAGUAUCAACAUCAGUUCCUGUACCUCCACCAACAAAGACAGAACCACCCGCCGCCGCCACCACCACAACCGGCAACGAUUCCACGGCGGACGUAGACGAGGAUGAAUGGGCGGCCUUUGAAAGGGAAGUGGCACCUCUCGCAGCGGCAGAGUCGGCAGCUCCGGCAAGAGUACCGGACUAUUCCUCGGCCACGAUCACGGCGGCGCCCGUGACGGCGGAACAGCUCAGGCGACAAUCCGACGAAGACAAACAACGGAGGUUGGAAUCAGCGGCGGACGACGAGAAAGAAGACGAGGAGCGAAGGUUGGAGGAAGAGUUUGAGGUCAUGGAGGAGAUGGAAGAGCGUGUGCGCAAGUUGAGAGAGAAGAGGGACGCAUUGAGACAAGCGGCGCAGUCACAACAGACUGGUGCCGAUACGGGACAAGAAGUUCCCUCGACCACCGUCCCACCAGAGGAGACGGACGGUGUGAAUGGAGGAGAGGAUGGCCAGGUGGUUGACAAACCUACGCAGGUACAGGUUCAGGAAGAUCGCGAAGGUGAAGGUGGAGAAGAAGAUGAUGAUGAUGAUGAUGACGACGACGAUGAUGUUGACGACUGGUAUUCGUGAUUUGUGUAAUGGUCGUUACUAUCUGAUUCAUCAAGCCUUGAAGUCCGAGUCCAAUAAGAUACCCCAACAACUUUGGUUUUCUCUCUUCUUCUGUCUCCGAAUUGAGAACCUGUCUAUGUUUUGAUACUCCUUCUCGUGAGUAUUAGAUCUACCUAAAAUCUAUCCAUAUCCAAAUGUCUCGUCGUAUCGGAAAAAAGUCGUCAUGAUGGUUGGAGAGAAAAAAAGAGACACACACCAAAAAAAAAGAAACGUCCGCCCGCGAAAAUAUAAGAUGGAAUGGUGUGUGCACAAUUCCAGUGGUUUUAGGCUUGGGUCCUCAGGUUCAAGAUAGAAAUCAAAAAUGAUCUCC
Molecule: messenger RNA, 1609 nt
Organism: Exophiala oligosperma
Lineage: Eukaryota; Fungi; Ascomycota; Eurotiomycetes; Chaetothyriales; Herpotrichiellaceae
Exons: 1
Coding region: 178-1260 (360 amino acids)
Biological process (GO): mitotic DNA replication checkpoint signaling; nuclear DNA replication; mitotic DNA damage checkpoint signaling
Cellular component (GO): spliceosomal complex; nucleus
Molecular function (GO): zinc ion binding; nucleic acid binding
Source: RefSeq, a predicted model, not a curated record